This is a messenger RNA of Nanorana parkeri, 921 nucleotides long. Its product is annotated as gap junction beta-5 protein-like. Gene Ontology annotation, biological process: cell communication. The coding region runs from base 39 to 839 and encodes 266 amino acids. The record is from RefSeq and is a predicted model, not a curated record. Lineage: Eukaryota; Metazoa; Chordata; Amphibia; Anura; Dicroglossidae. The transcript has 2 exons. Gene Ontology annotation, cellular component: connexin complex.
AGUAAUUCUCAUGAGGACAUCUUAGAAAAAGGUAAACCAUGAAUUGGGGUGUCUUUCAAGCCCUCCUGAGUGGAGCAAGUCAUUUCUCAACAAGCUUUGGACGCAUUUGGCUAUCCAUAGUCUUUAUCUUUCGCUUGCUGGUUUAUGUGGUGGCAGCUGAAAGAGUUUGGGGUGAUGAACAAGGAGAAUUUGACUGUAACACAAAACAGCCUGGAUGCCACAAUGUCUGUUAUGAUCAUUACUUUCCAGUGUCCCACAUCAGACUCUGGGCCCUCCAGCUCAUUCUGGUCACCUGUCCAUCUCUUCUUGUUAUCAUGCAUGUGGCCUACAGGGAAGAUCGAGAAAGAAAACACAAAGAAAAGCAAGGAGAGGACAAUGGACGGCUGUAUGCAGACACAGGAAAGAAGCGAGGAGGUUUAUGGUGGACAUAUGUUAUCAGCCUUAUAGUCAAGGCUUCGGUAGAUGUAGUGUUUCUCUACAUCUUUCACCAUAUAUAUCAUAACUAUUCAUUGCCAAGACUUGUCAAGUGUACAUUGAAUCCAUGUCCUAACACUGUAGACUGCUUUAUAUCUAGACCUACUGAAAAAAAUAUUUUCACAUUAUUUAUGGUGGUCACAACAAUAAUCUGUAUUUUGUUGAACUUGUUGGAGAUAGGAUACCUAGUGACCAAGAGGUGUCAUGAAUGCCUCAUUCAAAAGCAUCUCAAGAAUCAGUCGACUAACGUCAUUGCAUAUCUUCAGAAGCAACAGAUGUUUCAUGUUAACAACAAGCUAAAUGAAGAACUUGACCAGCUAAAGCCUUGUAUUCAUAUAAUGCCACCAGAAACUGAACUGAAAUAAUAUGGAGGUCACAGAAUCAAAUAUCAGAAAUAGAACGCCACAAAAAGCUUGAACAGAGCUUUACAAUGGACUGGUAUGUCAC